Molecule: messenger RNA, 1711 nt
Organism: Drosophila sechellia
Lineage: Eukaryota; Metazoa; Arthropoda; Insecta; Diptera; Drosophilidae
Gene: Pcyt2
Product: Phosphocholine cytidylyltransferase 2
Exons: 3
Coding region: 384-1526 (380 amino acids)
Biological process (GO): CDP-choline pathway
Molecular function (GO): choline-phosphate cytidylyltransferase activity; phosphatidylcholine binding
Source: RefSeq, a predicted model, not a curated record
CCAAGUCAGGCGACCGACCCGUUGCUUCCUAUUUGCUUGCGCCUCAAUUUGCGGCAAUUGAAGAUGAGCGAUGAAUCCGAGCCAGAUGCUUGGGCCUGAGACUGCGACGGCGACUAGAGCCGCCUCCAAGUCGUGUGCCUCGCCAGCCGCUGGACUCAAUUGUAUUGAUUCGCCACCAGUUGCCGCCAAUUUAUUCUGAUCGCAGCUAGUGCGCAGUUGGGGACAUCUCUCGCUCUCGGACUCAAUCCCCGACAGAGUAGGCCUAGAGGGUUAUGCCGGUUCCGUCUCAAUUUAUGUAAUCAGUCGUCCGGAUGAAAUCCCCUUGAGCGGACCACUAGUGCUGUACUUAGUUGAGUAUACUCUUACAUAUAUUUUUAUAAGCAAUGGACAGAAUGCCGGAAGAGGACGACGUAUCCCCAGUGUCGACGGCUCCUGCCACGCCGACACCGCCGCCGUUUAAGAUGCUACCGCUUAUUAUGGACUUUGAGGAUUUUAGCAUUUGCCAGCCUGCGCCUUUCUCGUACGAUGACAAGGCCAUGCUGGAGCUCGAGAGAUGCGACUACACACAGAGAAUCACCUAUCAUAUGGCCAGAGCUGGGAAGACGACGCGCAGGGUGCGGGUCUAUGCAGAUGGCAUAUAUGAUCUGUUCCACCAGGGCCAUGCCCGCCAACUGAUGCAGGCCAAGAAUGUGUUUCCCAACGUCUAUCUCAUCGUGGGCGUGUGCAAUGAUGAGCUGACCCUCAGGAUGAAGGGACGCACGGUCAUGAAUGGAUUCGAGCGCUACGAGGGAGUGCGUCACUGCCGCUACGUGGAUGAGAUCGUUCCGAAUGCUCCGUGGACGCUAAAUGAGGAGUUUAUCGAGGAGCACAAGAUUGACUUUGUGGCCCACGAUGACAUACCCUAUGGAGCUGGCGGAGUCAACGACAUAUAUGCUCCACUCAAAGCGAAGGGAAUGUUCGUGGCCACCGAGCGCACUGAGGGCGUGUCCACGUCGGACAUUGUGGCCCGAAUCGUGAAGGACUACGAUGUAUAUGUGCGCAGGAACCUGGCCAGAGGCUACUCAGCCAAGGAGCUCAACGUCUCCUUUCUCUCCGAGAAGAAAUUCCGUCUGCAGAACAAGAUGGACGAGCUGAAGACACGAGGCAAGCGGGAACUGACCAAAGUCAAGGUUGACAUCAUUACCAAGUGGGAGGAGAAGUCGCGCGAGUUCAUUGAUGCCUUCCUGCUCCUGUUCGGCAGGGAGCGGCUUAACACCUUUUGGAACGAGUCCAAGGGCCGAAUCAUUCAGGCCCUCAGCCCACCAGGCAGUCCGAAUGGCUCCGUAAACGGUGACGAUCCAGACGCAACAGACGACUUAGACUCUGAGGAUGAGUACAUGGAGCUGCCACCAGACUACGGAUCCGCUAGUUGCGGAUCCCUUAGUCGAAAACUAAAGCGCCCUGAUAAGGUGAAUGCCUCAGCAAACCUCAAUUACUCGGAGCAACCAGAACAAAGGGAUGUCGUAAACGAGCGACGCAGCGACUAAAGACGAAUUGGGCCCUUCCUAUCAAUUAAAACGUUAAUAAAUUUGUUUGCAGUUUAAUGGAACAGCGCAUUAGGCACUUUUAUACCUAUUUAAAAGAGCUACCAGAAAAAGUAUGCGCUUAAAAGACAUUCCGAUAAAUUGUUAAUAUUCCUUUUGCCAGGAAAGUAAAAAAGGCGUUUAUUUCA